AUGACUUCAGCAGUCGACCUUAGCCCAUUAAAUGCCAACAAACAGUCUGAGGGAGGAUCUGCAAGAACUUUAAAUGAAUUGAUCGAGACUUCCAAAAAGAUUCCUACCAGCUCAUCAGAGCUAGGAUCCAUCCAAUUGAGUGUCAAUGAAAUCAGAAGAAGAGCUCAUGAGCUAAGAAAGAAAAACGCUGUCGAGCACGACCGCACUAAAGCUCAUUAUUUACUCGCAGGGAGUGGGUUGGCUUUUGAAGACGUCGAUACAUCAUUGAAGCAACUUCGUUCCAAACAAUUGAUCGAACAAACUGUUCCCAACAAGCAAAUCGAGGGAGAAGUUGACACUUAUUUACAGACUAAGAAAGAUGAAAACAUUCUGUCUUCGAUCGAGCAUUUAUUAUCCGCAGCAGCCAAAGAUUUUGACAGUUUCGUCAAUCAAAAUCUGAAGCUUGAUUGGGCUCAGCGAAAAGAUGAAGUGAGAGAAAGCUUUGGUAUACUGGUACAAAAGAAAGCCAAAUUGGAUGGUACUGAUGUUGCACCCUUUAAUCCUAAGCUUCCAACAUGGGGUAACAGAGGUUCAAGCAUUCUUAACAGUGGCGCAAGCAGUUUGAAUGUUAAUGAAAAUUACAUGGUGAGGGAAAAGUUUGAGAAAUACGCAAAGGUUAUCCACAGAUUCAACAAUGCUAGGCAGGCAGGGCAAUUAUUUACGUUGAGCAACGAGCUCAUCGGGGUACUUGGGAACUCGAGCGACUCAAAAAAUAGACAAUUGCUCGAAAGCUGGAAAAUUUUGAAUGAGCUUAAGGACAGCAAGGACAUCGUUGCAACUGCAAAGGCAUACCUUCAGAAUCAAUUCUUUGAUUAUGUUAAUUUAUUAUACCAGAAAAACUUAAACGAGGGACUGCCCACAAACAUCAAUAAAAUAAAGUCCUUCAUCCAAUGUAAGCUGAAGAACGCCAAUAGUACCUGGAAGUUAACUAAUUUGACAGUCGUGAAUGGUGUUCCAAUUUGGGCUUUAAUAUUCUACUUGCUCAGGGCUGGUCUGCUGCACGAAGCGUUAGAAGUUGCUGUCACCAAUAAGGCAAGCUUCAAAAAGGUUGAACAGUCCUUCCUGACGUACUUGAAGGCUUACGUCUCCUCCUCAGACAAUCGAUUACCCGUGGAGUUUUCCGCAAGAUUGCAUACAGAAUACACUCAACACAUUAAAAGUUCCUUGGAUGGGGAUCCAUACAGACUGGCCGUUUAUAAGAUCAUCGGAAGAUGCGAUUUAACUCGGAAGAAUAUUCCCGCUGUUACCUUGAGCAUUGAAGAUUGGCUAUGGAUGCAUUUCAUGCUGAUCAAAAAAGACGAGUCUGAUGACGAUCCCGUCUAUGAAAGAUACAGUUUAGAGGAUUUCCAGAACAUCAUUGUUUCAUAUGGACCCGCAACAUCAGCAAAUCAUUACUUACAGAUUCUCAUUAUGAGUGGUCUCUAUGAGUUAGCCGUUCAGUAUGCAUACACGAUAAGUGAGAUUGAUGCAGUACAUUUAGCUAUUGGUCUAGUACACGGUAAUUUGCUAUCCAUCACUUCGAGUCCACAAUCCGGACAAUCAAAUUCAGAAGGUACAGGCGAGUUCUUAGUGAUACGUGAAGGCAAGAGAACAAUCGACUUCGCAAGAAUAUUGGGUAAUUACACUAAAUCCUUCAGAUAUUCGGACCCAAGAAUUGCAGCGGAAUACCUAAUUUUGAUUGCUCUUAAUGGUAGUCAAGAACAGGUGGAAUUGUGCCAUGAAGCUCUGAGGGAACUAAUUCUGGAGACAAAGGAGUUCACCAUUCUACUUGGUAAAAUUAAUAGAGAUGGUACCAGGAUUCCAGGUGUCAUUGAAGAGAGGCUACCUCUAAUGCAUUUAAAAAAUGAAAAGGAUUUCUUGCAUAAAAUUACCGAGAAUGCCGCCAGCAGAGCCGAUGAAGAGGGCAGAAUACACGACUCUCUCCUUCUUUAUCAGCUAUCGGAGGAAUACAACAUUGUUAUCACUAUAGUGAAUGGCAUGCUAAGCGAGCUUCUAAGUAAUACCGAUUUGGAUCAGCCAUUGGUUACCCUUGAUGACAAUAACGAAACUAAUCCAAUUCUGAUGGCCAAGAAGUUAGUGUCAAUAUAUGUGGAAAAUCUCGAAAUCUCCCAAAAAGUUCAUACAAAGAACAAAGAGACGUGUAUCCUAUUCUUGAAACUGGCAGAUGCAAGGAAGACCUAUCAUGCUCGCCAAUGGCAAAAUGCUUUGGCUCAAAUUGAAGAACUUGACAUUCUACCAUUUUCAGAUGAAAUCUCUGCUAGAAAGAAGGCACAAGAGUUCACCACUCUGGAUGACCAGCUAAUCAGGAACAUUCCGAACCUUUUGAUCAUGACGAUGAGUUGCAUAUCUCAUCUUAUUAAUGAUCUGAACAAGAGCGAUUAUAAAUCAGUGGCUAAAACUCAGCAAAUUAAUGCGCUCAAGAGUGUAUCGAAGAACUGCAUGAUAUACGCCGGUAUGAUUCAAUACAAGAUGCCCCGAGAGACAUACAGUACUUUAAUCAGACUGGAUGUCGGCGUAUAA
This is a messenger RNA of Torulaspora delbrueckii, 2559 nucleotides long. It is a transcript of the gene NIC96, whose product is annotated as linker nucleoporin NIC96. Gene Ontology annotation, biological process: poly(A)+ mRNA export from nucleus; protein import into nucleus. The record is from RefSeq and is a predicted model, not a curated record. NCBI's taxonomy places the organism in Eukaryota, Fungi, Ascomycota, Saccharomycetes, Saccharomycetales, Saccharomycetaceae. Gene Ontology annotation, cellular component: nuclear pore. Gene Ontology annotation, molecular function: structural constituent of nuclear pore. The coding region runs from base 1 to 2559 and encodes 852 amino acids. The transcript has a single exon.